GUCUCUCCUUCUUCUCCUCUUCCUCCACCAUGCUGCGUGCGACGACGAAGAGUGUCUUGAGCGGUGUCGCGCGUCAGAGCACGCGCUCCGCGUCGACGUACGGCGCGCUGCACGACUUCGGCACGAAGCAUGUCAACAAGGGCGUGGGGCGCCUCGUCCCUGGGAUCAUGGAGAAGGGCGAGGGCUCGUACGUGACCUACGAAGACGGGCGCCGGAUGCUCGACUUCACCUGCGGGAUCGGGGUGACGAACCUCGGUCACUGCCACCCGAAGGUCAGCCAGGCCGCCGCGGAGCAGUGUAUGAAGAUCGUGCACGCGCAGAACAGCAUCUCGUUCCACCGCCCGUACCUCGAGCUCAUCGAGCGGCUGCUGCCGACGAUGCCCGACCCGUCCCUCGACUCGUUCUUUUUCUGGAACUCGGGGUCGGAGGCGAUCGAGGGCGCGCUCAAGAUGGCGCGGUUGAUGACAGGAAGGAAGGGGUUCAUCUGCAUGCAAGGCGCGUACCACGGCCGCACCUACGGUGCUAUGGCGGUCACGAAGAGCAAGACCAUCUACUCGGAGGGGACUGGCCCGCUGAUGCCCAUGGUCUACACGACGCCGUACCCCUAUUUCCACCAACUCGGCCUGCCGCCGAGCUCGUCGCCCGAAGAGCACACGCGCGCGGCUCUGCACCAGCUGCACUUGCUCUUCAAGCAGGCGAUCCGGCCAGACAGCGUCGCGGCGAUCAUCAUCGAGCCCUUGCUGGGCGAGGGUGGCUACGUCCCUGCGCCGACUUCGUAUCUGAAGGCUCUGCGCGAGCUGUGCGACAAGCAUGGAAUCCUGCUCAUCGUCGAUGAGGUGCAAAGCGGCUUCGCUCGCACGGGCAAGUGGUGGUGCAUCGAGCACAGCGGCGUCCGUCCGGAUAUCAUGACUUUUGCGAAGGGUCUGGCGAACGGCUUCCCUUUGAGUGGAAUCGUCAGCCGGAAGGAGUUGACCGACAAGCUCAAGCCGGGAUGCAUGGGCGGCACGUACGCUGGUAACGCGGUCUCGUGUGCAGCGUCCAUCGCAGUGUGCGACGCUUUCAAGGAGGAGAAGGUGCUUGAGAACGUCGAGGCUCGCUCAAAGCAGCUCUUCGCGACGCUAAACUCCCUCAAGUCCGACCCCGAGGUCGGCAAGUACCUCCUCGAUGUGCGAGGACAGGGCUUGAUGGCCGCCAUUGAGUUUGCGCGGCCACCAAAGGAUAUUGAGAUCGACCUCGCGACCAACGGCGUCGAGGGCUGCCCGUCGAACUUCGCCGCCCGCGUCGGCAAGAAGUGCAUCGAGAAGGGAAUGCUCAUCCUCACCACAAGCAUCUACGAAGUGCUCCGCAUCAUCCCGCCCCUCAACGUCAGCGAGGCGGACAUGGCGAAGGGCUGCCAGAUCAUCGCCGAGGCGGUGAAGGAGGUGGCGAAGGAGGGUUGAAUCUGACGAAUUUGCUUCUUUUACCGCGGAAGAAAUGUCGAAAAAUGCGAAUCUAGUGUAGCGCACUGUACCAACCUACCUAAAAUUCACUGCCGGCGCUACGUCGCUGCUAUCCUGGGCACGGUCG
Messenger RNA from Schizophyllum commune H4-8, 1566 nucleotides. RefSeq lists its product as uncharacterized. The record is from RefSeq and is a predicted model, not a curated record. NCBI's taxonomy places the organism in Eukaryota, Fungi, Basidiomycota, Agaricomycetes, Agaricales, Schizophyllaceae. Gene Ontology annotation, molecular function: transaminase activity; identical protein binding; pyridoxal phosphate binding. The coding region runs from base 30 to 1439 and encodes 469 amino acids. The transcript has 9 exons.